GUUCAUACCACAAUCUCGCCUUUUAUUUAUUAGUUUUUGAUCAAUUGAGAAAAACAUGGGAAAGAAGGGAAAGCAUAAACAUAAAUAUGGUCAUGUUGGACACCAUCAUCAUGGAAGAUAUCCACCAGGUGCAUAUGCUCCACCGCCCGGAGGGUAUCCCCCUCCAGGAGGAGGAUAUCCUCCUGGAGGAUACCCCCCACUUGGGGGACACCCAGGAUAUCCACCACAUGGAGGACAUCUUCCUCCCGGAGGGUAUCCCCCUCAUGUAGGACACCAUCCACAUGGAGGAUAUCCCCCUCAGGGUUAUCCUCCUCAAGGAUACCCACAAGCAGGUUAUCCUCCUGUUGUCCAACCAAGUGGUUAUCCUCAUGGUGCACACCCUCCAUCUGGUUAUCCUGGAGCUUCUUAUUCGGGGCAUGGUGUUUAUGGACAACACGCCGGUAAAGUUAAGCAUGGGAAGCACGGAAAAUAUAAAGGGAAGAAGGGAAAGAAACGCGGAAUACUAGACAAAAAGAAGUUGUGGUAAUGAUUUACAACUUUAUAUGUUAACUGAAUGAAUAAUUGACACAUUAAGUCUCUAGUUAUGGUUUCUUUUAAAUUCUAUGGAUAAUUCGUACAUUUUAUUUGAGCUUGAGCUUUACUUAA
Molecule: messenger RNA, 645 nt
Organism: Gossypium arboreum
Lineage: Eukaryota; Viridiplantae; Streptophyta; Magnoliopsida; Malvales; Malvaceae
Exons: 3
Coding region: 56-526 (156 amino acids)
Source: RefSeq, a predicted model, not a curated record